Messenger RNA from Paramuricea clavata, 2322 nucleotides. Lineage: Eukaryota; Metazoa; Cnidaria; Anthozoa; Malacalcyonacea; Plexauridae. The record is from the annotation of a GenBank genome assembly.
AUGAAGCGAGUAAGCAGUGCAACAAUAAAUGAUAUCGAUACUAGCUCUGAGUCUGAGAGUGACGGCAGCGAAAGCGUCGAAAAACAACGCGAAAAAACAAAACAAAAUCCAGCCAAAAAGAAGAAGUAUGUACAAAAGUUUCUGGCCUCUUGGCUUACCGACGUUCAGUUCAAGGAUUGGCUUGAGAAACGAGGCGAAGUGCCGUAUUGUAAAUACUGCCAAUGUUCUCUUUCUUGUGCUAAGACUGCACUCGUGCGGCACAAGGAAAACAAAAAGCAUCGAAGCUUAUGUGGAAUUAAAGAAAAAAGUCAAUCAAUAACAUCAAUGUUGCAUUCGCAAUCGAAGCCGGCACGAAUCGAAAUAAAGAUUUGCUCUUUUAUCGCCGAAAAAAACCUACCCAUUAGCAUCGUUGAAGAUUUAGUACCCUUUCUUAAAAACCUUUUCCCUUCCGAUGAAGCCCUUAAAGAAGUAAAAUUAGGUAAGCAGAAAGCUACAAACCUCAUCCGGCAGGUUUUAGGAUUUUACUCCAUUCAGGAAUGUGUAACCAAGCUGAAAUCAAACAAGUUCUCCCUUAUCAUCGACGAGACUACGGACUUAUCAACAACUUCCCAGCUAGCUAUACUAGGAGUAUUCUUUAACGAACAGGAGUUCUGUCUUGAAAUUAUCCUUAUUGAUUUGGUGCCACUACCAAAUGGAACGGCAAAUACCAUUUACAAUACCCUGAUUGGAAAUUUAAAAGAAAAGGGGAUUCCAAUGAAAAACAUCGGAUUCUGUGCAGACACUUGCAAUGUUAUGUUCGGAAUCCACCACUCUGUUGCUCAGUUAUUGGUUAGAGAUUAUCCUUGGAUUAUUGCCAUAAAGUGCUCCUGCCACUUGAUCCAUUUAUGUAGCUCUUAUGCCUCGAAAAUGCUCCCAAAGUCAGUGGAAGAUCUAUGCAGAAAUAUAUUUUCCCAUUUCAAUAUGUCAAGCAAGAGAACCGAGUCAUUUAAGGAGUUUCAACAAUUCGUUGAGCUUAAAGAGUUGAAAAUUUUGCGUCCAGGUACGACUUUCUGCAUCUUGAUUAUUCUUUCACUUAAAAACCGCUUCCAAGCGAGUUGCAUUUCCCUCAUUGAAUGAGUGGAUAUUAUUAAAACGUUUAAAUAAUUUUCGCCUCGGAUUAAAUACACGAGAUUUACUAACAUAGACAGAAGUAAUUUAUGAAAUACGUAUACAUUGUAAAUUAUUUUUAAGUUACACUUUACUCAUUUAGGGACCACCAGAUGGCUUUCAAUGAAAUCUUGUGUGAAGAGAAUUUUAGAUCAGUACACGGCACUGCAGCUCUACUUCACUGGUGAGGUAGUGAAUGACCCAACCCAUACCAAUGAUGCAAUACUUUCAGGCUUGAAUAAUAAGUUUAUUCGAGCUUAUUUGGAGUUCAUGGACUUCAAUUUGGGUCGAUUUGUUUCCUUUAAUCUCCUCUUCCAAAGCGAGAUGCCACAACUCUACCAGUUAAAACCAGAGGUAGAAAAACUUAUCAAGAGCAUAUGUCUUGAUUUCAUGGAUGUGGCACACGUUAGAAGCACUGAUGCUUUUAAAAUCAAUCCAUCCAAUGAAGAGAAGCAGCUACCCUUAGAUAAAGUCUAUCUUGGCAUUUUGGCCACGAGUACACUGCAUAUCAUCAGGGAAGAGUGUGAAAAGGAUCAUCCUAGUAUUUCACUUUUUCUAAGCCAGUGUAAAGAUUUCUUGGUUGAGGCAGUCAAUCAGAUACAAGAUCGAUUUGGCGAUUGCCAAAAAUUGGAUUUCCUUUCUUUCCUAUCGCCCUCUAUUGCACAUAAUUUGAAGAUCCCUUCUCUGGGUGGUUUGUGUCAAAAGAUGCCUCUCCUUAAAGAAGUUGCGGAUUUGCAGGAAGUUGACAAAGAGUGGAGAGAUCAGUCGCUUAGUCCUAAUCCCAAACUGAAUGAAAGUCUGACUGCCUUAGAGUAUUGGAAAGUGGUAUUUCAAGAAAAAACAGCAACAGGUGAACCUGCUUUUCCCAAUUUGAUUAAACUUGUAAAAACUGUUCUAUCCUUGCCAUACUCCAAUGCUGCUGUCGAAAGGGUGUUUAGUCAGUUAAAACUGAUUAAAACAGAUCACCGAGCAUCUUUAAAACGAGAAAGCCUUCUUGCGUUGUUAACAACAAAGAUGACUCUGCUGAAAUCCAACCCACCACAAACACUACGAACAGUCACGUUUGAACCCAAGAAAGAGAUGCUUACUCUCUACAGGAACAUGAAGUCCGACGCUGAUAAUGAUCAAGUUGCUGAGUUGCGAAAGGACUUUAUAAAGAAACUUAACAUUGUUUAA